AAAAUUGUAGUUCCUAUCAGUCUGUAAUACUCGUUCUAAAGCAACAUGUUUUGGAAGACCAAAAUUGGUUUUUGCUUUCUGUUGCUAACUCCUAUACUUUGUGAUAGUAACUUUACCAACAUUUACGAUGAAUUUUUUGAAGUGGUGGUGAAUAGAAAAGAGUUAAGUGCCCGAAUCAAAACUGAAUUGGGUGACUCAAAUGAAGCCAUUGCUGCAUAUAUUAAAAUGUUGGAUGCUUGGUCUAAAUUUCCAAGUGGUAUAAUGGAGGGCAAUUUAAUGGAUUUGGGAAGUUUUGACGAAUGUUACGCCAUCGAAUAUAACAACAUUUAUGGAAAGUAUUGCUUGGGAAAUUUACAUUUCAGUUUCCAAAUGGAAAAUUUUUUCAAAACUUUUGGAAUUAGCGAUGCAAAACCUCGUCCGAGAAUUUUGCUGCACCCACAACCCAGAUUAAUGGGUUUAGGUGACGAGUAUACAGGAAUUCAUUUUGCUGCAUGUGUACCAAGUACCUUGCCAGCAUCGGAAAUUCCUGGACUUUUCAACUAUACGGAAGAAUUUUGUUAUUCUAAAGCAACAGAACCGGAACUAUCAGCGGGGGCGAUUGUGACCAUAACAAUUUUAGCCAUUUUUCUGUGUAUAGUGCUAGUUUCAACAAGCUAUGAUGUUGCCCUAAACUACUUCAAAAAAGAACCCUAUCACGAAUUGUUGAUUGCAUUUUCGUUUCUUCAUAACGGACGAAAACUCUUCCGUUCGAGCAAAAAUUCAGAGCAGUUGCUCUGUCUGAACGGAAUUAGAGCAUUGAGCAUGAUGUGGGUUAUCCUGGGACACGAAUACUCAAAUUCUUUUAAUGCUCCCAUCUCCAAUUUCUUUGAUUUAAAAACCUGGCAAGACGAUCCCGCUAAUAUGUUUAUAAUGGGAGCCACAGUCUCCGUUGAUACAUUUUUCACAGCUGGAGGUCUUGUAACAGUUUACACAUUUCUGAAAUCAAUGGACAAGGGAGCAAAUUUCAAUGUGUUACUUUUCUACGUCCAUAGAUAUCUUCGUCUAACCCCUGCCUAUUUUAUAAUGGGUUUAAUCCAUCUCUUCCUCUUAAACCACUUCGGAACUGGACCUUUGUGGAAAGUUGUAGAUAUUUCGUUAGUUGAUACGUGCGAGACAGGCUGGUGGAGUAGUCUGUUGUACAUUACAAAUUAUGUACAAAAAGGGACCUGUUUGCCUCAAGCUUGGUACCUCCAAGUGGAUAUGCAAUUAUUUGUCUUGUCACCACUUGUUCUCAUACCGUUGUUCAGGUGGCCCAAAAUUGGUUUAGGUGCUUUAGGUUUCUUAACAAUCAUGGGAUGUGUAUCGCCGUUUGUGAUUGGUUACGUCAAGCACUUAGGGGGCGGAAUGAUAAAUAAUGAUGACACUAACGAAUUUAUGAAUUAUUAUUACGCUGCAACGUAUGCCAGAUUCGGACCAUAUGUAAUUGGAAUGCUUGCUGGUUACUUAUUGUACAAAAUUAAAACCAACAAGAUCAAAGUUAAUUUGAAAAUGUGGCAAGUUAUCACGCUUUGGUUGGUGCUUCUGACCGGUUUAGUGGCCUGUGUGUGGGCCGGUUUUCCACUAAAUGCCUCCAAAGAUGAUCGAUGGGGAAAUUCCCUGUUUUUAGCUUUUAAUCGACCAGCUUGGGCUGUGGCAGUUGUAGGAGUAGUUUUCUUGUGUGUGGCUGGUUAUGGGGGACCUAUUGAUAAGUUCCUUUCUUGGUCAGUGUUCCAAUUUUUGACGAAAGUUUCGUAUUCUAUGUACUUGGUACAUUUUGCUGUUAUCACAGUCAGAUAUGCACUCUUGAGGAAUAAUAUAAAAUUCUCCAAUCUUGCUAUGAUGCAUGCCUUCUGGGGAGAUUUUAUGUUUACCUUGGGCUUGUCUAUGAUCUUGUGCUCAACUUUCGAAUCUCCAAUUAUUAUUUUGGAAAAAUAUCUUUUCCAUAGAGGCCCCAAAACAAAAAGUGUAAAGCAAUAACUAAUUAUGUAUAAAAAUAUAAGUAAUAUACUCGUAUUUCUGCUGUACAUACAUAAAUUAUUAGAAUAAAUUUGUUAUAAAAA
This is a messenger RNA of Tribolium castaneum (red flour beetle), 2078 nucleotides long. Its product is annotated as nose resistant to fluoxetine protein 6. The coding region runs from base 46 to 1995 and encodes 649 amino acids. The record is from RefSeq and is a predicted model, not a curated record. NCBI's taxonomy places the organism in Eukaryota, Metazoa, Arthropoda, Insecta, Coleoptera, Tenebrionidae. The transcript has 9 exons. Gene Ontology annotation, molecular function: acyltransferase activity, transferring groups other than amino-acyl groups.